UAAGGCGGAGGUGUGGAAACUCUGGGUCCAACUUCGACGCAAUGAGCCCAAUCUCCUCGGCCACCUGGAAGAUUUCCUGUCCAAGGUCACAGUUCAGAUCCAGGAUGCUCAGAGUGAGAAGGAGGAUUUGGAACGCACCCUCAAAAAGAGAAUGGUGGAACACAACACUGAGGUUCAGAAACUCUAUGAGGAAAUGGAGCUCCAGAUCAACAACGAGAAGGAUCGGAUUGAGACUGAAGUGAGUAAUUCAGUUGUCAGGCUGAGCUCUGAAUGAGA
Messenger RNA from Chiloscyllium plagiosum (whitespotted bambooshark), 276 nucleotides. The record is from RefSeq and is a predicted model, not a curated record. NCBI's taxonomy places the organism in Eukaryota, Metazoa, Chordata, Chondrichthyes, Orectolobiformes, Hemiscylliidae.